GUCAAAUAUGAGUUGCUUCGUUCCUCGUCCAUCUUCAAAAGCUGAAAAAUAAACUAUUUAUUUACCAUCUUCCCUUACAACUACCAAACAAAACAAGUCUGUGAUUAGUUUAUUAAAAGACAAUCAAGAAGUAACAAUUGUAACAAUAUUCAAGAACUUCACAACUUACAAUAUAAACAUAAGGCUUGUGGUCUCAAGAAGUUGCGCUCUGUUAUACUUGUUCAUUUAUCGCCUGCAAGAGCAUCAGAAAGUAAUCAAUGGCCAAGCUUAUCUCCUUUCAUGAUGUGGCUAAACACAAGUGCAAGAAUGAUUGUUGGAUUCUCAUCCAUGGAAAGGUCUAUGACGUCAGCAGUUUCAUAGACGAACAUCCCGGCGGUGACAAUGUUCUCCUCGCCGUCACCGGAAAGGACGCGUCGACUGAUUUUGACGAUGUGAAUCAUAGCAAUGAAGCGAAAGACACGAUGAAGAAGUAUUAUAUCGGUAAUGUUGACAAGUCAACUGUUCCAGUGACGGCGAAGUAUAUUCCACCGUUGGAGAAGGAAUCUACUGCGAAAACCACAAAAGAAGAAUCUGGAAACAAGAUACUUGUGUACUUAGUUCCUAUCUUGAUUCUUGGCCUUGCUUUCUUUCUCAGAUUCUACAACAACAACAAGCAGACAACUUAAAAGAAAAAAACAAUGAGAGAAAGAUCCAUCACAAUUUCAAAAAUCACAAGUUUUUCAUAACGCUGUAAUAUUUUUUUGGUAAAAAAUAACGUUAUAAUAUUAUCUAGGUUUUGUGUGUUUGUAAUAAGAGACAAUUGGCUCAAUAUACCAAAUCUACUCAAAAAUUAAGAAACUACCCCA
Molecule: messenger RNA, 845 nt
Organism: Eruca vesicaria subsp. sativa (arugula)
Lineage: Eukaryota; Viridiplantae; Streptophyta; Magnoliopsida; Brassicales; Brassicaceae
Source: the annotation of a GenBank genome assembly